Talaromyces marneffei is the source of this 963-nucleotide messenger RNA. RefSeq lists its product as uncharacterized. Gene Ontology annotation, molecular function: glucosamine-6-phosphate deaminase activity; identical protein binding. Gene Ontology annotation, cellular component: cytoplasm. Gene Ontology annotation, biological process: N-acetylglucosamine catabolic process; N-acetylneuraminate catabolic process; carbohydrate metabolic process. The record is from RefSeq and is a predicted model, not a curated record. The transcript is spliced from 3 exons. Lineage: Eukaryota; Fungi; Ascomycota; Eurotiomycetes; Eurotiales; Trichocomaceae. Bases 1 to 963 code for a protein of 320 amino acids.
AUGCGCCUGAUCAUUCGAGAAACACAAGACCAAACAGCACAAUACAUUGCUGAUUAUAUAAUUAAACGAAUCAAUGCCUUUGCGCCCACAGCAGAACGACCUUUCGUCCUCGGACUACCUACAGGUAGCAGUCCACUAGGCAUAUAUAAGGCCCUCAUCGAAGCAUACAGCCAAGGCAAAAUCUCGUUUCGCAAUGUGGUGACGUUCAACAUGGAUGAGUACGUGGGUUUGCCGCGCGAACAUCCGGAAUCGUAUCACUCGUUCAUGUUUGCGAAUUUCUUUAGUCAUGUUGAUAUCGACUCGAAGAAUGUCAAUUUACUGAACGGGAACGCGCCGGAUUUGCGUGAAGAGUGUCUUUCAUACGAAGCGAAGAUCAAGGCUCUUGGUGGAAUUGAGCUGUUCCUUGGCGGAGUCGGUAGCGAUGGACAUAUUGCAUUCAAUGAGCCUGGUUCGAGUCUGGCUAGUCGCACAAGAAUCAAAUCUCUAGCUCAUGAGACCAUUGUCGCCAACGCGCGCUUUUUCAAUAAUGAUUUGAGUCUGGUGCCGCGGAUGGCUCUCACGGUGGGUGUGCAGACAAUCAUGGAUGCGAAGGAGGUGGUCAUCAUUGCGUCGGGAACCGCAAAGGCGCCUGCUAUCCAACAAGCAAUUGAAGGAGGUGUUAGCCAUCUAUGUACGUUGUCGUGUCUGCAGCUUCACCCCUGCAGUAUGGUGGUUGUGGAUGAGGAUGCGACUAUGGAACUCAAAGUCAAGACGGUGAAGUAUUUCACGAGUGUCGAGCGAACCAUCCUGCAACAAGGUCUAGACGACGAACCCCCCAAGAAACGCGUCGAACUCACUCUCGACACUAAUAUAUCAAAAGUCCCACUGGAGGGCGACCUGACUCCAGACAGCAUGUCAUCUCGCAUCGGAGAACAGAAAUUCUUCGUCCACAGAUCAGCUACCAUCCCAUUCGCAUUAUCCUAA